AUGACGGCUGUCUCCUCAAACAGGAACCCCGGGGACGACAGCUGUCUCCUCAAACAGGGACCCCUGGGACGAUGGCUCUCUCCUCAAACAGGAACCCCGGGGACGACAGCUGUCUCCUCAAACAGGGACCCCAAGAAUGACGGCUGUCUUCUCAAACAGGGACCCUGGGGACGACGGCUGUCUCCUCAAACAGGACCCCGAGGAUCACGGCUGUCUCCUUAUACAGGGACCCCAAGAAUGACGGCUGUCUUCUCCAACAGGGACCCCAGGGACGACGGCUGUCUCCUCAAACAGGGACCCCGAGUACGACGGCUGUCUUCUCAAACAGGAAUCCCGAUGACGACGGCUGUCUUCUCAAACAGGAAUCCCGAGGAGGACGGCUGUCUCCUCAAACAAGGACCCCGAGGACGACGGCUGUCUCCUCAAACAGGAACCCCGGGGACGACGGCUGUCUUCUCAAACAGGAAUCCCGGGGACGACGGCUGUCUCCUCAAACAGGGACCCCGAGUACGACGGCUGUCUUCUCAAACAGGAAUCCCGAUGACGACGGCUGUCUCCUCAAACAGGAACCCCGCGGACGACGGCUGUCUCCUCAAACAGGGACCACGAGGACGACGGCUGUUUCGUCAAACAGGGACCCCGAGGACGAUGGCUGUCUCCUCAAACAGGGACCCCGAGGACGACGGCUGUUUCGUCAGACAGGAACCCCGAGGACGAUGGCUGAAUCCCGAGGACGACGGCUGUCUUCUCAAACAGGAAUCCGGAGGACGACGGCUGUCUCCUCAAACAGGGACCCUGAGGACGACGGCUGUCUCCUCAAACAGGGACCCCGAGGACGACGGCUGUCUCCUCAAACAGGGACCCCGGGGACGACGGCUGUCUCCUCAAACAGGAACCCCGAGGAUGACGGCUGUCUCCUCAAACAGGAAUCCCGAGGACGUCGGCUGUCUGCUCAAACAGGGACCCCGGGGACGACGGCUGUCUCCUCAAACAGGAACCCCGGGGACGACGGCUGUCUCCUCAAACAGGAACCCCGAGGAUGACGGCUGUCUCCUCAAACAGGAAUCCCGAGGACGUCGGCUGUCUCCUCAAACAGGGACCCCGGGGACGACGGCUGUCUCCUCAAACAGGGACCCGAGGACGACGGCUGUCUCCUCAAACAGGGACCCCGGGGACGACGGCUGUCUCCUCAAACAGGGACCCCGGGGACGACGGCUGUCUCCUCAAACAGGAACCCCGGGGACGACGGCUGUCUUCUCAAACAGGGACCCCGAGGAUGACGGCUGUCUCCUCAAACAGGGACCCGAGGACGAUGGCUGUCUCCUCAAACAGGGACCACGAGGACGACGGCUGUCUCCUCAAACAGGGUCCCCGGGGACGACGGCUGUCUUCUCUAACAGGAGCCCCGGGGACGACGGCUGUCUCCUCAAACAGGGACCCGAGGACGACGGCUGUCUCCUCAAACAGGGACCCGAGGACGACGGCUCUGACAUGUCCACCAUCAAGUCUUCUCACUGUGGGGACAGCUUCCCCAACAUCCAUGCUGCCGGGUCUUCCGCCAGCCAUGCCGCCUCCUGA
Molecule: messenger RNA, 1578 nt
Organism: Homo sapiens (human)
Lineage: Eukaryota; Metazoa; Chordata; Mammalia; Primates; Hominidae
Exons: 3
Coding region: 1-1578 (525 amino acids)
Source: RefSeq, a predicted model, not a curated record